UGGAUUUCACAAAGAACUGUUAUCUGGUUGAAUGAAGUACCUGAGUACGAUUCAUGGGAUUUCACACCCAUCAUACUCGUCUCAGCAUCAUCUUCAGAUGGCACUUUUCAGAAUCGGACCACCUCUGAGUUUAGCUGGAACUAUAUUGCUGGUGCUGGGGAUGAUGAGGAAAGUUGGGCUAGAGGUUUAGCACCCCAUCUUUUCUGGAAGCAUGCAUAUGAUAUUAUAAGCUCAGGUCCUGACUUGUGUAAUCAAAAGAUUGCAAAUAUUGUAGAAAAGGACCGAGUUAGCCGUGCACGAAGGGGAGAAAAUGCUCCACAGGUGUCUGUUAAGCCUUCAAAAAUCCUGGGAAACACAAGUUCGUCUCAAUUUGGAGACCCAUUAGUGUUUGAUGAUGAAUUUGUGGCUGAAGGCGAGAAGAAAAGUGGUGAUUGCUGCAUGUACUUUUUGGGGUCAACUGGUAUUGCAGUCGGCAAAUCUCGACUUGUGAACUCUUUUUCUACAGCCAUAGAAACCCCUCCUGCCUUCUGCAUAUUAAAUUGUGAUAGGGAGUUGUUGCCUGUCUCACUCGAAGACCUCGAAAUGUACAUGCAUCUACCAAUUGUGGAUUCCAAAAUCGACCGUUUUUCUUUGCUAAGGAAUCUCCCUUCUGCUAUUAACUUUGCUAAAUCCCAGUUGCAAAAGAGAAAGACUCUUCUGAUUUGCUGCAGUAAU
Molecule: messenger RNA, 714 nt
Organism: Striga asiatica
Lineage: Eukaryota; Viridiplantae; Streptophyta; Magnoliopsida; Lamiales; Orobanchaceae
Source: the annotation of a GenBank genome assembly